UAUGGGAAUAUCUGGGAGUUUUGUAUUCGGGAAAAAAAUGAUAUGAAUCGACUCUAUGAUGUAGCAUUAUCUUUCUUUCGGCCUGAACAAAAGGACUCGAAUCUUAGUGAGUAUUUUGCUUCUUUCAAGAGCAUUUAUGAAGAGUUUAAUACUUUGAUGUCUUUAGAUUUAGAUCUGGAAAAGAGGAGACAACAACGAGAGAAGUUGGCUAUCAUUGCCUUCCUUAGUGGGAUGAGGUCUGAGUAUGAUUCUGCACGUUCCCAGAUUCUUGCUAGUGGCGAGACCUCCCUUACAGAAGCUUUUUCGCGGGCUAACCGUUCGGUUAGGCCUACCUCUUUCAACCCCGAUCUCUCUGAGAGGUCUGGAUUAGUUGGUCAUGCUUCUUAUGAUGCUGGUGGUAGCCGUGGGGGUCGUGGUGGCCGUGGGGGUCGUGGUGGUCGUAGUGGUCGGGGUUCAGAUGGUAAAUUUACAUGUUAUCAUUGUGGGGGAGUGGGUCACACUCGUGACAGGUGCUGGAAGUUGCAUGGCAAACCACCACAGGUUCGCUCUGCAAAUGUAGUUUCUGGAAUGGAUAUGGGCAUCCAAGAUUUGAGUAUUAAUUCUGAGUCCCCAAGUGAGGGACGGGUGAGUUUGUCUGCGGCUGAAUAUUCUCGUCUCAUGAGUCAGAUAUCUACUUCUGUUCCCGCUACUACGUCUGCUACUACGAAUGCUUCGGCAUUCAUGUCAGUUUCUCCUCAUACUUGGGUGAUUGAUUCUGGCGCUUCCGAUCACAUGACUGGGAACACAGGACCGGUCUACGAAGCAGAUGAUUGGUAGAGGUUCUCUUACUUCCGGGGGAUUGUACGUCUUGGAUGUUAGACCUUCUUCCUUGUUCGUGUCAAGUCCUUCUUCUCCUAUGGAGCUUCACAGUCGUCUUGGUCAUCCUGCUCUUCCUAGUUUAAAGCUUAUGUGCCCAUCUUUAUCCUCUUUAAAGCAGCUGUUUUGUGAGUCUUGUCAAUUUACGAAACAUCAUCGCAGGUCUUAUGUGUCUAGGAGUGUUAAACGAGCUUGUGCUCCUUUUGACUUGGUUCAUUCCGAUAUCUGGGGUCCAUGUCCUGUUAUGUCGAAAUCUGGAUUUCACUAUUUUGUUAUUUUUGUGGAUGACUAUUCUCGUGCUACUUGGGUAUAUUUAAUGAAAAA
This is a messenger RNA of Tripterygium wilfordii, 1179 nucleotides long. RefSeq lists its product as uncharacterized. NCBI's taxonomy places the organism in Eukaryota, Viridiplantae, Streptophyta, Magnoliopsida, Celastrales, Celastraceae. The transcript is spliced from 2 exons. The coding region runs from base 43 to 816 and encodes 257 amino acids. The record is from RefSeq and is a predicted model, not a curated record. Gene Ontology annotation, molecular function: nucleic acid binding; zinc ion binding.